AUGGAUCCUGUCUACCCACCGACGCCAUUCUCCUUGUCUCCUGCCGACGCGAAUGCUCUCGAGCUGCUGGCAGACCACCUCGUGGCCGAAACAUUGUGGACACACGACGAGUUCGUGGCUCAAGGGCGGAUCGUCGACCUCAGUCCAUGGAGAAUGGUCAAGCAGAAGAACAACCUGACUGCGUACCGGGCCCGCAAGCACACGCCAUCAAGAUUUCGGCGGGAACGAGUCCCGAGUGACGAGACCGAAGCCGACACGAAGUUGGAGUCCGAGACGGACCCGAGCGUGACCCUCUUGAAAGACGACUCGGACGACGAAUUUGAGGACGAAUUCAGCCACGUCGAUACCAUGGAGGAGAACAUAUCGGAGAAUGCAAGACCAGAGCACGCACCGAUGGUCUUCUGCACCGGGGUGGUGCCCGGCACAGUCGAAGGCGCGGCGUUCGGCUUCCUCGCAGAUACAGAAGCCCGAAGCCGGACGCGGAAUUCCGGCAACAGAGACGUCGUGGCUGACGACGUGCGGAUCCUCGCUCGCAUCCACGGACCGACACAGGGCGACCCGUUCCGCUUCUUGGGGGUCAAGUGGUGCUUUCAUUCCACGCCUGGAGCGGCUAGAAGGUUUCUCCACCCUCGCGACUACGUCGUCCUGGAGUCCACUGGCCUCGCGCUCGACUCGGACGGCGAGCGCUUCUGCUACACGUUGAACCAUACAAUCGAGCUCGACGAGGUCCCCGACUACCGGAAAUUCAGCAACGUGCGCAUCAAGUUCUCCGCGUGCCACAUCAUGAAGUCUCACGAAUCUCCGGGGAAAAUCGAGAUCUGCAGCCGCGACUUCAUCGACGCCGGGGGACUUCUCGCUGAGCGUUUGACUACGUAUAUAUUCUGCGACGCACUGAUGAUAGCCCCGCAGACUGUCGAGGAAGCUUACACGAGGAAACUCCUGUGGCUGUAUCGCUCUCGACGUCGCGCAGAUAGCAGUCCUCCUGGUCUCGAGUCGCUCCGAAUCUCCGACACUUGUUCGUGCUGCCAUGGAAAGCUCCACACUGGCCUUGCAAAGCUCCUGGAGGGUGCCACCAACUCCAUGUGCCAGCUCUGCCGACACACUGUUUGCCGCAAGUGCGCAGUCAAGAAGGCGUUGCCCCUGGACAUUGGAGGACCCAAGCAAUUGACGAUGCAGACGCUCGACUUCUGUCUGGGCUGCUACCUGCAAGCCAAGGGCUUGUCCGCGUGGCGAGUCGCAAUCGCCACCAUGUCGACGUCGGCCACAGAGUCCAAGAGCUGCGAUCGGAUCUGA
Molecule: messenger RNA, 1293 nt
Organism: Phytophthora sojae
Lineage: Eukaryota; Oomycota; Peronosporomycetes; Peronosporales; Peronosporaceae
Exons: 2
Coding region: 1-1293 (430 amino acids)
Source: RefSeq, a predicted model, not a curated record